Penicillium waksmanii is the source of this 915-nucleotide messenger RNA. Its product is annotated as FAD-dependent oxidoreductase. Bases 1 to 915 code for a protein of 304 amino acids. Lineage: Eukaryota; Fungi; Ascomycota; Eurotiomycetes; Eurotiales; Aspergillaceae. The transcript has 6 exons. Gene Ontology annotation, molecular function: FAD binding; D-amino-acid oxidase activity. The record is from RefSeq and is a predicted model, not a curated record.
AUGACCAAAAAAAAGAUCAUGGUGAUCGGCGCAGGGGUCGCAGGGCUUACUACGGCGCUCCUCCUAUCUGAACGCAGCGGAUACCGCAUCACGGUAGCUGCGAAACAUAUGCCAGGGGAUUAUGACAUCGAAUACGCUUCCCCAUGGGCUGGGGCUAAUUACAUGCCGGUUUCGAUACGUGGAAGCAAAGCGGCCGAAUGGGAUAAAGAGACCUGGACAUGGCUGCUAGAUCUUGCGAUGAACCGCCCAGAAUCAGGCGUACAUCUACAGGAAUGUGAGAUCUAUAGUAGAGCCAAAGAUAAUGGCUCCGCCACGGCGGAUUGGUUUUCUGAGUUACUGUCACCAAGGCCCUGGUUCAAAGAUGUUGUCCCAAACUUCCGGGACAUCACACAGGACACCCUAAUUCCCGGGGUGGACUCUGCUAAAAGUUUCACUUCGCUGGGUGGCGUGGAAGAUAAGUCGGUUGUUCCUGCUCGUGGUCAGAUUGUGGUUGUCAGUAAUGAUGCAGGCAAGAUGGUCAGUAUAUCAGGAACCGACGAUGGAGACGAUGAGGCUUGUUACGUCAUGACAAGGGCCGCAGGGGGUGGUACCAUCCUCGGUGGAUCCUACCAGAAGGGUAACUGGGAUUCUCAAGUUGACCCUAACCUUGCUGUCCGAAUAAUGAAGAGAGCGGUUAAAUUGUGUCCAGCUCUGACUGGUGGGAAAGGCAUUGAACAUCUCGAUGUUAUCAGACACGGCGUGGGAUUGAGACCAGUACGUGAGGGGGGCACCAGGGUAGAAAAGGAGCGCAUUUGUGAUACAUGGGUAGUUCACAAUUACGGCGCCGGUGGGGCUGGCUAUCAGUCGUCAUUCGGGUGUGCACAAACAGCCGUGGACCUGAUCGAGGAAGCAUUGGGAACGGGAGCGAAAUUAUGA